Magallana angulata is the source of this 2448-nucleotide messenger RNA. RefSeq names its product organic cation transporter protein-like. Bases 263 to 1960 code for a protein of 565 amino acids. Gene Ontology annotation, cellular component: membrane. The record is from RefSeq and is a predicted model, not a curated record. NCBI's taxonomy places the organism in Eukaryota, Metazoa, Mollusca, Bivalvia, Ostreida, Ostreidae. Gene Ontology annotation, molecular function: transmembrane transporter activity. Gene Ontology annotation, biological process: transmembrane transport. The transcript has 10 exons.
CAAGCGACAAGCACAAACACAAAGGAUUACCAUCUAACAGACCGCAGUGUAAUUUAUUACAACUCGGAUGUCAAUAUAAUUUCUGGACACUCGACAUCUGUCCCAUCGAUUAAUAAUUUUACGAUCUCCAUAUAGUUUUGUCUAUAUUGCAGCACAUUUCAUUCAUAUAAUACGAGAUCACGUGGUUCGGUUCGCCAACAAAAACAGUGUCAACUGCGAGGCGGCCUGAUUACAUGUUUAAAUCUUUUAAGAAACAGUCGAUAUGAAGUUUGAUGAUAUUCUUAAAGAUGUCGGAGAAUUCGGGAAAUAUCAGAAAGUGGUUUAUUUCCUUCUGUGCCUUCCAUCGUUUGCUACUGGACUUUUCAUGAUGCAUUUGGUGUUUGUAAUGGAAACCCCGAAUUACAGAUGCAAAAUUGCAGACUACCCGGAUGACACAUUUGGUGUUAAGGAUCCCGGGCAUCAACGCUUGGUUGAAAUGACAAUCCCUCGAGAUUCAAUGGGCGAUUAUGAAAAAUGCAGUUUUUAUUCCUACCAGACAAAUAGAACAAUUCUUAUGUUCAACAGCUCAGAUCUUCAAGAAAAUUUCACUAUCGGUGUCAACGCAACCCUUCAGAAGUGCUCCGAAUGGGUUUACGAAAAGUCGGUGUUUAAAGAAACUUACACCUCCAAGCACAACCUUGUUUGCGAUGACGCCAUAUUGGUAUCACAUUCCCGGAUGAUUUUCUACCUCGGGGUGCUCGUCGGUGACAUUGUGUUUGGGUGGUCAUCGGAUAGAGUCGGGAGGAAGAUAACAGUCUGUGUUGGACUUCUGCUGCUUAUUGUUGCCGCGUUUGCUGUCAGUUGGGCCCCAGAAAUAAUCAGUUUUACCAUCCUAGAAUUCAUUAUAGGAGGCACAAACCACGGCUCCUUUCUCUGCACGAAUGUUCUUGGUCAGGAAUUGGUUGGCCCGUCCAAGAGGAAGUACACGGGUACAAUUCAGCACAUGUUCUUUUCCAUUGGCUUGGUAUAUCAAACUAUAGUCUAUUACUUCUCACGUGACUGGCAGGUCUCGUGCAUAGUUCUGGCAGCAUCUUGUAUCAUUUUCAUCCCAUACUGGUGGUUGAUCCCCGAAUCUCCAAGAUGGCUGAUCAGCCAAGGACGCAACGAAGAGGCCAAUGCCAUACUCCAGAAGAUGGCCAAAGUGAAUGGAACUAAAAUAUCGCCGGAUGUCGUGGCGAAUCUCACUAUCAAGAAAGAGAAGACGGGUAGCUUUAAGGACCUCCUUAAAAGCAAGACAAUGUGCCUUAGAGCGGUCAUUCUGUGUUUCAACUGGAUGGCAGUUUGUCUGAUGUAUUAUGGGGUUACCUUUAACGCUGGAAACAUUGGCGACUUUUACCUGAACUUUUUCUUGAUGGGCAUUGUGGAAUUUCCAGGAAUUCUUUCCACUAUUCUUUUAAUUGAUCGGAUAGGUAGAAAGAAGAUGCAUCUAAUGUGCAUGAUGUUAGGGGGCAUAGCGUGCCUUUGUACCAUAUUCACCGUCACCUUCGCCAGAGAGACAUUGAGACCACUGACCAUCGCUCUGGCAGUGAUUGGCAAAAUGGCUUCCUCCGCCGCCUUUGUGUGCGUCUAUAUAUUCACGGUGGAACUCUUCCCCACUGUCAUCAGGAACGUGGCCCUAGGUGGAGGGUCCUGUUUUGCAAGAAUAGGGAGCAUGAUCGCGCCCUAUUUUGUAAUGCUGGGUAUGUCGAUCGGAGGAGCUAUCGGGGAAGCCUUGCCUCUGGUCAUUUUUGGUGCAACCUCCGUUAUUGCCGGUCUUAUGUGCCUUUAUUUACCGGAAACGCUGAACCAGAGGCUUCCGGAAACCAUUGAGGAUGGAAUCAACUUUGGAAGAGUUAAAAAGACAAUGGUCGUUGAAAGAAACGGAGUUGACGAGACACAGAAAAACCUGGUCGGUGACACAAUAGACAACGACGAACUCUAGGAUCCUGUCGACGAUGUUACCAAAGAUUAAAUGUCCACAUGCCUGUGUUCAGUCUGCUUCUGAAAAAUGUCGUCUAUUGGAAACGUAAGCUGUACAUGUAUAUAUUGAUUUGCAAAAUGUAUACAUCACUUACGGCUUUGCAACAAUUUUUUACAAAGCGCGUACAUGUAUAUAGAUACUCUAUGCUAUCUCUAUACACUAUAUGAGGUUUCAAUCUAUUUGUACUUUAUGAUUUAUAAUUUGAUAUGAAUUUUUAAAAUGGGAGUUUUAUCCGUCAUUUUUGCUGCAGACGAAAACAUAAUGUGUGGGUUUUUUUACACAUUGCGUUGCGACAAUGUGUCUUCUUUGCAAAUGCAAGUUGUAUGAUUAAUUGUUAUAUACCGUAUACAACUAUUUUUUAUUAGAAUUAAUGUGCAUAUUGUACAUACAAUUAUUUGUAUUUUAUGAUUUGUAUUAAUUUUGUGAUUUAUAAAACCUAAUACAGAAGA